Molecule: messenger RNA, 1096 nt
Organism: Brassica napus (rape)
Lineage: Eukaryota; Viridiplantae; Streptophyta; Magnoliopsida; Brassicales; Brassicaceae
Product: gibberellin-regulated protein 13
Exons: 5
Coding region: 455-814 (119 amino acids)
Source: RefSeq, a predicted model, not a curated record
AAUCUAACUCAGCAUUGAAAAUAAUAGAAUCUGAAAUAAAAUUAUGGGAGAAUCUAGUUUAAAACUGUAUAGAUCUAAACCAUUUCUUUUAAGAUGCACUUGCAGAGUUUGCAGCAUUUUAGAUUACUGUCGCAUUUAGAAACAAGUGUUUUUAGAGCAUGUACAACGCGGGUUGUUAGUCAAUCCUUAAGUGUAAUCCUUAGCUUUUUGUGAUUAAAUAAACAAUAAAAAUAUCGAUUAAGCUAAGGAUGAAUCCUAAAUUAAGGAUUAAAAGGACGGAAUCCGUAAUGCGCUGACGUUACGUGAGUGGCUGGAGUCACAUUUGUUUUUGGUGGGGUGAGUGAAAAAAAAACGCGAAGAAAUUCAUUUGUUCGACCCAAGGAAAAAAAAAACCAGAGGCGUGACGGAGGCGAUAGAGGGGCGAAUCGUGAUCGUCGUUGUCGAAGGUACAGAAAUGGAGGAAGAACUUCGAGAUAUGAAAGCACACAAAGCGUACAUCAGCAUGGUUGAUUUCGUUGCAGAAGCGCAACAGGGCAUUCCCAAACUGUGCCCCUGUGGCUCAAUCACGAAGGAAACCGUUGAUGAAGAGGACACUUACGACUACCUCCCUGGGAAAAGAUACUUCAUCUGCAAAGACUUCGAGAAUGACGGACUUCAUUUCAGGCAACCAUGGGUUACGGGUGUGACAGAAGAGGUUGAGAGGCUGAAACUACGAGUUCACGAGCAUGAGAAGCUUCUCAGAGAGUGUGAGGCACUUAAGGCACAGGUUGCAAUGCUGGUAAAGCGGGUGACAGAACUUGAGUUACUGCACUAAGGUGAAGUACAAGACAUGUGCCACAUGAAGACAAAUGAUGCUGUUUCAGUCACGGGUGUUUCUUUUUUCCUUGCGCAUGUGAACCAAUUCAGAGGUUCACGGGUUGUAUGUUUAGCUGCGGCUUUCUAUUGUUUUUUUAUAACCAUGUCACGGGUUCUAUGUAACUUUUCGUGCCUUUAUAAAGCAGUGUGUAAUGUUUCAUUUCUUGUACUCUAAACUUGAACCACUCCAUGUAUCAAACGUACGUUUAAGAAUUCUCAACAUUGUCUUUCGCUUGAUAAA